CUAUAAAUUUGUAAUUAAUGUUACAAAAAUAUUAGAAUAAUGGGAAAAUUAAAAAGUAGUUGAAAUUAGACAAAAAGACUAAGAAAUUUGUAAUUAAUGUUAAUAAUAAAUUAUCAAAAAGUUAUAAAAAAUUAGAGAAAAUUAUCAGAAAAUGUUAAUGCAUUUGAUUAUCAUUAAUUGUAAAUCUUUUUUUUUUUUGAAGAUGUCUGGACAUGGAAUAGGCAAGCCGUACAUGAAUAAGAAAAGAAUGGAAGAAAAAACGGAAGGAAGAAUGGAAGGUCGUGCUUGUAGACUUACAGCGACCGGUAGAAAAGAAAAUGAAGAAAAAAAUCCACGUAAGGUUAAGGGGAAGAAGAAGAAGGCGGAAAUAGUGCGUCCCGACGGUCGCCCUACUAUGGGACAGUUAUCUCUUAGUCGAGGUACUACCUCCACCCCUACUCCUGAGGAUGCGACGCCGUGGGAGGCUAAUUGGAGUGAUUCAGUUUCUAUGGACGACGACGACGAUGAUGAUAAUGAUGAUGAUGAUGUGGCUGUUGAUGAGGUUGGGGAUGCCCCACCUGAAUCUGAUGUAGGCGUAUUAUACAUCUAAUCUUAAUUUUGUAUACAAAAACAAUCAAUUUCACAAAUAAUUAGGCUCAUAAAUUUUAAAAAUAAUAUAAACUAAAAAUCAAUAAACAAUCUUAUAGACCAAACUAUAAAUGAUAACAAUAAAAUAGAAAUAUUUGAUAUAAACUUAAAAAACCCAAAAACCACCAAUAGAAGCAAAUUUUCGGUUCAACCAUGGCUAAACCUAACCAAAUUUUCGGUUUCACCAUGGCCAAACCGAAAUACAGGUUCGGUGCCACCGUGGACCAACCGAAACUAAUUUUCUUUUCACCCAUGGCAUAAACGAAGCAGAAUUUC
Molecule: messenger RNA, 903 nt
Organism: Linum trigynum
Lineage: Eukaryota; Viridiplantae; Streptophyta; Magnoliopsida; Malpighiales; Linaceae
Source: the annotation of a GenBank genome assembly